Messenger RNA from Vidua chalybeata, 1607 nucleotides. RefSeq names its product uridine phosphorylase 1 (gene UPP1). Gene Ontology annotation, biological process: nucleotide catabolic process; uridine catabolic process. Gene Ontology annotation, molecular function: uridine phosphorylase activity. The coding region runs from base 130 to 1071 and encodes 313 amino acids. The record is from RefSeq and is a predicted model, not a curated record. Gene Ontology annotation, cellular component: cytoplasm; cytosol. The transcript is spliced from 8 exons. NCBI's taxonomy places the organism in Eukaryota, Metazoa, Chordata, Aves, Passeriformes, Viduidae.
GCGGCGGGCACAGGCGUCGGUUCUGUCGAGCGCUCGUUUCGGCCGUGCCGCGGCGUCCGGCGGACGAGGCCGCGGAGCCGAGGGAGCGCUCCGCCAGCAGCGAGGGGACCAGUAGGGUAUAAAAUAUCCAUGGCUCCUGGUUCCUCAAAUGAGAAGAAUACUGAUGAUGGACAGGCUUCAAAAGAGAAUUUUAUUCAUCUCUGCAACCCUCACCUGGAGAAAAUGAAAGAAGACAUCCUGUACCAUUUUGCUCUUGGGACCGGUACCCAUGAUUUUCCAACAUUGUUUGGGGAUGUAAAGUUUGUGUGCGUUGGGGGAAGUCCUUCCCGGAUGAAAGCUUUUAUCACCUACAUAGCAGAGGAGCUGGGGCUCGGGAGCCCCGGGUGUGACUACCCCAACAUCUGCGCGGGCACCGACCGCUACGCCAUGUACAAAGUGGGGCCUGUGUUGUCAGUCAGUCAUGGUAUGGGCAUUCCUUCUAUUUCAAUCAUGUUGCACGAGCUGAUCAAACUGUUGUAUCAUGCCAAGUGUUCUGACAUAACCAUCAUUCGCAUUGGCACCUCUGGUGGAAUAGGUCUGGAGCCAGGCUCAGUGGUUAUAACUAGGCAGUCUGUAGAUGCCACCUUCAAGCCUCAGCUGGAACAGGUUGUUCUGGGAAAGACAGUAAUUCGCAGCACUAACCUGGAUGAACAGCUGGCUAAGGAGCUGAUGCAGUGCAGUAAAGAAAUCGGUCAGUUCAAUACAGUCAUUGGAAACACCAUGUGCACUUUGGAUUUCUAUGAAGGACAGGGGAGGUUGGAUGGUGCAAUCUGCUUAUAUGAUGAAGAAGAAAAACUACAGUAUUUGAAGAAUGCUUAUGAGUCUGGUGUCAGAAACAUCGAGAUGGAGUCUUCUGUAUUUGCUGCAAUGUGUAAUCUCAGUGGUGUCAAAGCUGCUGUAGUGUGUGUCACUCUUCUGAAUCGACUUGAAGGGGAUCAAAUCAGCAGCCCACAUGAUGUCCUUGUGGAGUACCAGCAGAGGCCGCAGAAGUUAGUGGGAUAUUUCAUUAAGAAAAGUCUUGGGAAAGUAUGAAAUAUCCAUCUCGUGUUUUAGAGAAGGAGAAGGCCUUUGUACAGAUCCAGUCACAGUCACGACUUCUGUGCAUUACAGGUCUUUUGCCUCACAAAAACUUACAGCAUUCCGUGUGUCAGUGGAAGUUAAUAAUUUAUGUCAUUGUUCUUUGGUAACUGAAUGAGCUGAAGGACUUCACUUAAGUUUUGCUUAGUUAUGCAUUGCUGAAUAGAAAACUCACUUUUCUGUGAAUUGGAAAGUGGAUCUGUUGUGAAGGACAAGCCUGUGAUAAUACAUGAAAAAUCUUUAUUUAUGUCUGCUGUCAAAGAAAAACUAGAAAAAAAAAAAAACUUUAUGGCCAAGUGCGUGCAUACCAGCAAACUAACCUAAAAAUUCAAAUAAUUUUCUUGUUGUUAUAAAAAAAUAUAUAAGUUAUAAUUGUCUUUGUUGCUUCACUUGUAAAGAAGACUUGAAGUGAAUGAAGUUUAGUUUCUUUUGCAGACUUUGACAAAUAAACAAUACUAUUUUCAUAUAUUAAAAUUUCAUGAAAUUGUAAA